This is a messenger RNA of Papaver somniferum (opium poppy), 1271 nucleotides long. RefSeq names its product pectinesterase-like. The record is from RefSeq and is a predicted model, not a curated record. Gene Ontology annotation, biological process: cell wall modification. Gene Ontology annotation, molecular function: pectinesterase activity; pectinesterase inhibitor activity. Bases 54 to 1271 code for a protein of 405 amino acids. NCBI's taxonomy places the organism in Eukaryota, Viridiplantae, Streptophyta, Magnoliopsida, Ranunculales, Papaveraceae. The transcript is spliced from 2 exons.
UUGGAUUUCGUCAUCAGUUGUAUAGUGAAUUCAAGACUUUACUGAGUGCUGCCAUGACGAAUGAGAACACAUGUAUUCAAGGUAUUGAAGAUGUUGAAGAAGCGAACCCUGAAACUCAUAUGGGUUUUAAAGAUGUUGUGCAGAAAUUGUUGAACCCGGUAUCUAAGUUGAUUAGUAAUUGCUUGGCAAUGGUGAAAUACAUGGAAUCCACAAGCAAUAGUGGUUCAAAAAUGAUGAUCACGAAACGGCGUCCGGUGUCACAUGGGUUUCCGGCGUGGAUGACGGCAAAUGAUCGGAAGCUAAUGCAGAUUGUUGUUCCUCAGAUAAUGUCAAAUACUACUGUUGCAGCUGUUGGACAUGCAAAUUAUCGUACAAUUGGCGCGGCAGUGAGGAUGGCACCUAGUUUCAGCCUGCAAAGGUAUGUAAUCAAGAUUAAGGCUGGAGUAUACAAUGAGAGUGUCGAGAUUCCGAGGGAGAAGUCCAACAUCAUGCUGGUUGGAGAUGGGAUGGAUUCCACUAUUAUCACAGGCUGCAAGAACUUCCUUGAUGGUUCCUCGACUUUCAAGUCGGCUACCCUUACUGUGAUUGGAGCCAGGUUCUUAGCAAGAGAUUUGACAGUCAUAAACACAUCAGGUCCAGAGAAACAGCAGGCAGUUGCAGUUCGAGUAACCUCAGAUUCUGCAUUUUACAAAUGCAACUUCGCUUCGUUCCAGGAUACCCUUUACGUUCACUCUCUUCGCCAAUUAUACCGUGAAUGCACUAUCCAAGGAACUGUUGAUUUCAUCUUUGGAAAUGCUGCUGCAAUAUUUCAGAACUGCCUUAUCCUUGUGCGCAAACCCAUUGCAGGACAAAAAAACAUGAUAACAGCUCAAGGAAGAGAAGACCCAAAUCAGAACACUGGAAUUUCGCUGCAAAACUGCACCAUUGAAGCUGCAUCUGAUCUGAUUAGAGCUGGAAGAAGUUCUUACACGUUCUUAGGUCGGCCAUGGAGGAAUCACUCGAGAACGAUGGUAAUCAAAAGUUACUUGGGAGACCUCAUUCAUCCUGCAGGGUGGUAUGAAUGGAAUCAGUACAGUACGCUAGACACAGUCGAAUAUAUCGAGUACAUGAAUGUUGGUCCAGGUUCUGAUACAAGACAUAGGGUGACAUGGGGUGGUUACAAAAGGAAUUGCAGUGAAGAUUUAGUGGAACAAUUUACAGUAGGGAAAUUCUUACAUGGUGCUGAUAAUUGGCUCGAGUCUACUGGUUUUCCUUUAUCAGUUGGUUCAUAA